This is a messenger RNA of Tripterygium wilfordii, 2502 nucleotides long. RefSeq lists its product as uncharacterized. The transcript has 4 exons. Lineage: Eukaryota; Viridiplantae; Streptophyta; Magnoliopsida; Celastrales; Celastraceae. Gene Ontology annotation, molecular function: zinc ion binding; nucleic acid binding. The coding region runs from base 1 to 2502 and encodes 833 amino acids. The record is from RefSeq and is a predicted model, not a curated record.
AUGGAAUUUAAUCGCUUGUCGGCUCGUAAUAAUCUAGCCGAAAGGGAGAUGCAAAGGGUAGCGCGAUAUAUGAAUGAGCUACGACAGUCCUUAAGGGAGAAAAUCGGAUUGCAAGUCAUUUGGACCGUAGAUAAGGCCUAUAAUCUAGCCCUAAAGGCCGAAUUCAUGGAGAAGGGGGCAGCAAACCGAGCAACGCGACAAUUGGCAAGUGAAACUAGGCCUUUCUCAAGGAAUCAGAAUGUGUCUUCAAGUACUACGAGAACAUGCGGUGGUCAGAGUUUGUCGACAGCUGCACCAGCUUUGUCAAAACAGAGCAACAAUCAACUUGGAGAGAGUAACAACAACCGGGCACAGAAGGCAGCAAAAGGGGCCAGUCAAAAUCCUUAUGCAAGACCAACUACAAUCAAGUGCUAUCGCUGUUUCAAAACUGGGCAUAAAUCUAAUGAGUGUCUAGAUCGAAAGGAAGUUAAUUUAGCUGAUUUUGAGGACGAUAACGAAGGGUUGGAAGAGGACCCAGAUUUGGAUGAGGUUGAUUUUACGGAAGAAGAUGGUGAGAGGGUCAAUUGUGUGGUGCGGCGAGUUCUUGUUUCACCAAGACAAGAAGAUGAUUCUCAACGCAAAAAAAUCUUUCUUUCACUUUGUUCAGUGAAGAAGAGAGUCUGUGAUCUCGUCAUUGAUAAUGGGAGUUGCGAGAAUUUUGUGUCCAAGAAAUUGGUGGAGUGUCUUGAUUUACAAACAACAAAGCAUCCACACCCUUAUUCAGUUCGAUGGCUCAAGGAUGGACCAGUGUUGAAAGUGGUGGAGACUUGUCAUGUGUCGCUAUCGUUAGGGAAGUGGUAUAGUGAUGAGGUGUUGUGUGAUGUUCUUGAGAUGGAUGUGGGACAUAUACUUCUUGGAAGACCAUGGCAGUUUGAUGUAGAUGUUACAUACAAAGGGAGAGCCAAUGUCUAUCUAUUUAACUGGAAUGGAAAAAAGAUAGCAAUUGCUCCAGUCCAAAAAAAUAAGGGGCCUGAGAAUUCCACUCAAGUAGUAGAGAAGGCCUUGUUUUCAAUUACCUAUUAUGAGCAUGAAAUGGAGUCAGACUUCAAGAGCCAAAGGGAAUUGCAUGCGUUAGUAAUUAAAUCUAUCCUAUUGAGCCAUGCAGAGGAUGAAGGGGUGUCUAAUGAGUGGCUAGCUGAGGUUCAGCCAGUAUUAAAAAAAAUCAGUGAUUUAUUUUCUGAAGAUCUACCGAAUGGGUUACCACCUUUACAGGAUAUACAACAUCAGACUGAUUUCAUGCCUGGGGCGACGUUGCCUAAUUUACCUCAUUAUCGUUUGAGCCCAAAGGAGAAUGAGGUACUACAAGAAAAGGUGGAUGAAUUAUUGAGCAACGGGUUUAUUAGAGAAAGUAUGAGCCCAUGUGCGGUGCCAGCUUUAUUGGUACCAAAGAAAGAUGGAUCGUGGAGGAUGUGUGUGGAUAGUCGGGCAAUAAACUGCAUCACAAUAAAAUAUCGCUUCCCUGUUCCUCGACUGGAUGACAUGUUAGACCAGUUGUGGGGUUCUUGCAUAUUUUCAAAAAUUGACUUGCGGAGUGACUAUCAUCAAAUUCGUAUUCAACAAGGCGAUGAAUGGAAAAUAGCCUUCAAAAAGCGGGAUGGCCUCUUUGAGUGGCUAGUUAUGCCUUUUGGAUUGUCGAAUGCUCCAAGCACCUUUAUGCGUGUGAUGAAUCAAGUACUAAGGCCUUUUAUUUCUAAAUUUGUGGUGGUCUAUUUCGAUGAUAUUUUGAUUUACAACAAAACUGUGGAGGAGCAUAUAGAGCAUUUGCAGGAAGUACUGACAAUAUUGCAGGUAAACAAGCUUUAUGCUAACUUGAAAAAGUGUAAUUUCAUGACAAGUAAUCGUAGGUUCAUAAGAGGAUUUAGUAUCAUCACAAGUCCUAUCACUAAUCGUCUUAAGAAAGGCAAGUUCGCUUGGAGUCAUGAAGCUGACAAAGCUUUUUUAGAAAUUAAAGACAAAUUAUGUACUACACCAGUGCUUGCUAUGCCAAAUUUUGAGAAACCUUUUAAAGUGGAAUGUGAUGCAUGUGGUACAGGAAUAGGUGCUGUGUUGUCUCAGGAAAACAGACCUAUUGCAUUCCUUAGUGAGAAACUUAGUGAAACACAGAGGCGAUGGAGCACGUAUGAUCAAGAGUUCUAUGCGGGGAGCCUCAACCGUGUUGCUGAUGCACUUAGUCGGCGUGCAGCCUUGCUGGUGACGACAACUACUAUUUUCCUUUUGAAAUAUUAUCAAAGAGUCUUGAGACUGUGUCUCACCCUUGGUGUUCUUGAUUUUCUGGAGGUUAAUCGUUGGAUUAAUCCCGUGUGGUUUCCGCCUGCGUCAAUAAGUGUCGCUCUGUUGGUGUUGAUCAUGUCAUGGGUCUGUCAUGUUGCUAGGUUGUGGUCCUUUAUUGAUGGUGGACAAAAUCGUGCUUGUUUCAACAUUGCUCGUGUGCUCGAGUAUUGGGUCUGGGCUGCAGUUUUCUAA